Cylindrotheca closterium is the source of this 1767-nucleotide messenger RNA. Lineage: Eukaryota; Bacillariophyta; Bacillariophyceae; Bacillariales; Bacillariaceae. The record is from the annotation of a GenBank genome assembly.
AUGAAAGGUCGCUCGCUCUUCCCUUCUGAAGUGGCCCAAGGUCAGGAUGGCCCCACAGCCAAAGCUCAAUCAGACUCAACCACUCCUUUGUCGAUCAAUCUCACCAAGGAUAAUCCCAAUCACACGAGCACCAAGAGCCAACGCAAGCAACCCCCUCCUUCCCAAACCACCAAGGAUGGCGCAGUGCAAGGACGGCCACUCGUUGCCUACACCAAGAAACUCAAGGUGGCAAAGUUUCACAGCCUCUACAAGAAGGCUUGGAGGCAGGAGGUUUUUGGGAAUCAAGCAUCCCUCACCUGGUCCUCUUGCACCGCGGAUCACUCUGGUUGGGCAAUAUCCAAAUGCCCCGGAUGGCGGGCGGAAGCCAGUACAGACCAAGCCAAUGCUCAUUCUUACGACAAAAUCGCUGCGUUAAUCCUGUCUGGCUUGAAGGCGUACGACCCAUCGCUUGGCGGUUCGAUGCCUCAGCUUUGGUCCAGCAUGCAGAAUCUGUUUUCCCUUGGAGACCUCGAAGAUGCCGAUGAUGACGACGGUUCCUGGGCUCUUUGCGAGUACUUCCUUUGUCUCGCGACACAGUGCCCCACGGUUGUGUUUGAUCUGGCAACGGCCCAACGCCCUGCUAUCAUUCCUCCCAUUGUUGAGGAAUUCGAGCAACUAGAACGAGAGUCAAAAAUAGCCAAAGCUCAGUCCAAGUCAAAGAAACGCCUGGCAUCUACGCCAGUGAACCCAAAAGGUGCCAAAGCCCACAAUUCGCGCCCGUCUCCCUCUGUCCCAAUGCAAACCGAACUGAUGCCACCAAAGGGUCGGUCCAAACCCUACCAACGAACUCCACCUUCGGAUGCCACCCCUCUGCGCCAACAAGUGAUCAUGUCCCACGCCGUUCACGUCAUCGCCGGCACCCCCACAGGAACACAGGAAGCCAGUGUUCCAGCUGAAGACGUCGUGGAAGCCACCACUCCGUGUGGGAGUACCAGUGAGGAAAAUGGCAUAGAGGACCACAAUGGUGCCCUGACCUACAGGGACACUGUUGCCUCUCCCCCCGCUCCCACGGUUCCUCUCACCACUGAUGAACGAUUGGCUCGCCUUCUUGCUGGCGUCGGUGCGUCCGAGUUCAAUCAAGUCCAGACCGCCUACAAUGCCUUCCAUCAGUUUGCUUCCGGUAUUUGGGGCGAGAUCACUUCCACGGAGUUUGACGAAAAGGCCAAGGACUGGGCCCACCUGAAGAUCUACCUUGAUCCCAACUUCGGCAAUCCUUACAUCCUCAACAAACCUGGGAAGACUGGGUCGAAGACCUACAAAACUCGAAUGUGGUUUGGGAUGGACACUGCCCCUCCCAUCCUCAUGCAAGAACUUCGCUCCGUCUUGUCCAGUGAGCCUCGGGUGGGCGUCUUCCCGACUCCUAUCCAGGUUUCCGACAUGGUACGUCUUGGCUUCCUCCCAUUGCUACCACAAGAAUUGGCCAUUGGUCCGUACUGCAAAGACUUGAUGCGUCUCUGCGACUUCCAGUACCCCAUUGGCCUCAUGCAAGACUGGGUCAACAAUCCACGGUUUUUCUCUGCCAAAUUUACUGGGUCUUCUCGAGGACUCCUGUGCUGGCAUGUCUUCGUUCCUAAAGCCUUCGCUCGCAAGGCCGACCUGAUCUUGGCUGCAAACUUGGACACCCGUAAGCCCAGGGAUACCCCGCAGUUUGUCCUAGAUCCGGGUUUCUAUUAUUUCUUUUUAGUCCGUGUGGUCAUUUUCACCCUUUUCUGCAUUAGUCUCUCAUGA